AUGCGUUUUAACGUACUAGCCACAUUGGUCGGGAUCACCAUUCCCCAAAUUGCCCUUGCAAUUGCCCCAGGGCCCCUUUCAACUUCUGGGCGUUGGAUAGUCGAUGCCAAUGGACAAAAUAUAACUUUUGCAGGCGUCAACUGGCCAGGUGCCUCGGAGGCCAUGCUGCCGGAAGGCCUUCAGUAUCAGUCGAUUGAGAAUAUUGUCGACAAAAUCAAAACACUGGGGAUGAACGUCAUCCGCCUCACCUUUGCCAUUGAAAUGAUUGAUGAUAUCCUAGAGACGGGCCGAGACGUGUCAAUUAAGGACUCGCUUGUAAAGGCCUUGGGGGAGAAGAAUGGCACGAAAGUAUUUAGCAACAUUGUGCGGCAUAAUCCUCAGUUUGGUGUUGAUACUACAAGGUUGCAGGUGUUCGACGCAGUAGCGAAUGAAUCACACCGACAAGGGGUCUAUGUGCACUUGGACAACCACAUCUCUAAAGCCAUGUGGUGUUGUUCAGGCACGGAUGGCAACACCUGGUUUGGAGACAGGUAUUUUGAUGUGGCCAAAUGGCACCGCGGGUGGCAAUAUAUGGCUGAACAUGUAUUCAAGACCCCCCGAUCACUGGCCUCUUCAGUUACUGACGCGACCACUCAGGUUAAAUCUCUCCCCGCUGUGAAGAGUGUCGGGAUGCGAAAUGAACUGCGUAAAGCAGAGGAUAAUCCUACCCUAGUCAAUACGACCUACAAUUGGCGGUACUGGUACCGUCAUAUGGUGGAGAAUGCCAACCAGAUACAUGCGGCCAAUCGUAAUCUCUUGAUUUACUUUUCGGGUCUCGACUAUGACACCCGACUCAGCCCCAUACCUACGGGUGCGGAGCUGGGGAACGGCACUGCAUUUCGUAAGGAUGAUUUCGAAUAUGCUGAUAAGAUUGUGCUCGAGCUGCACAACUACGAACGCACGGCCACAAGCUGCGAGGACCUUAAGUCUAGUUUAUGGAAUGCCGGUUUCAACGCCCUUGACACCCAGAACUCGAGUAUUGUGAAUAUUAUGCCGGUACAGAUGACGGAAUUCGGCUUCCCCCAGGACAACACCACAUAUACAGAUGUGUAUGCCUCCUGCCUGCGGGAAUGGCUUCCUAGUUUACAGGCGGGAUGGAUGGUUUGGGUGAUUGCGGGAAGUUACUAUAUCCGGAAAGGGAUUCAGGAUGACGAUGAGCUAUGGGGGCUCCUUGACCAUACUUGGUCGGAUUGGCGGUCAACCGACGCAGUCACCAAUGGUUUGAUACCUAUGGUCCAGGCGACGCUGGGCUAA
Messenger RNA from Aspergillus oryzae RIB40, 1293 nucleotides. RefSeq names its product cellulase family protein. Lineage: Eukaryota; Fungi; Ascomycota; Eurotiomycetes; Eurotiales; Aspergillaceae. Gene Ontology annotation, molecular function: hydrolase activity, hydrolyzing O-glycosyl compounds. Bases 1 to 1293 code for a protein of 430 amino acids. The transcript is spliced from 3 exons. The record is from RefSeq and is a predicted model, not a curated record.